This is a messenger RNA of Phytophthora nicotianae INRA-310, 606 nucleotides long. RefSeq lists its product as hypothetical. Lineage: Eukaryota; Oomycota; Peronosporomycetes; Peronosporales; Peronosporaceae. Bases 1 to 606 code for a protein of 201 amino acids. The record is from RefSeq and is a predicted model, not a curated record. The transcript has a single exon.
AUGAGACUGAGUGGCACCUCUCUGUGUUCUACUUCCCUUCUCCUGCUCGCUUUGCUGGCCGCCUGCAUCGCCGGCCAGCGUCGGCUGGACGCGGGUCUGGGCGAGGGUCAGGUCGUGCUGCACCCGCCGCCCUUCUUCGUCGUGGAUGGUCUGGACUUUCAGGGCAUGGCACUCGCCUAUUUACAGGAGCAGGGCGUCAACACGAGCAUCGAAGCGCAGAGCUGGAUGCAGCAGCACGGAUACACUUCGCUGCGUGCCAUGCUGGACGACGAGUCCCUGUACAAGGUGACGGAGGAGGCCAUCUUCGAGUGCGGACUCACAAGUCCCAGGACUGAGACGCAGCCUAUCCCGACAAACAACUCGUUCCAGACGUCGGGAUAUACGCUGGAUGGCCCGUGCGAGGUCUGGCUGGACGACACGAAGGUGUCCUCGGGCCGCAACUGCCACACCGAAUUCCCUCACGGCCAGCAUGAGGUCGACUACAGCUCAUGCGGGAAGGCGUGCACACUCUCGUGGUAUUGGCUCGGCAUUAAGUACAUUGAGGGAAUCUACUCGUGGCAGGUCUACAAGAACUGCGUGGGGCUAAGCACAGCGCCAACGGCUUAG